Molecule: messenger RNA, 3359 nt
Organism: Monascus purpureus
Lineage: Eukaryota; Fungi; Ascomycota; Eurotiomycetes; Eurotiales; Aspergillaceae
Source: the annotation of a GenBank genome assembly
GGGGAAUCACCAUACUCCCUUUCCCACAUCAACUCUGAGAUUAUCGGUGAGAGGCUUGAGGCCAGGUGGUUUCUUGGAUGAUGGCGGACCCUGUGAUGCUCCAGUCGGCGGUUCGAGUGCCUACACCUCCGCCAGGCGCGUCGUACUCUCCGCAACCUUCAGGCUCUCGAAAACGCUCUCCCCCUUCUCGUUCGCCCUCACCCAACCGUCGUCGUUCGCCUCCAGCCGGUUCAUCUGGCGAUGGUCCUAAUGCUCCUCGUAUUGACUCAGACCGUGCUAUAGAGAGGGAACGCCAGCUCGCAGAGCGUAUCCGUCACCAUGAGAAGCAAGAAGCUGCGCGGAAACCGCUAACGGAGGAAGAGAAACAAGCUGCAGCAAAAGCAGAGUAUGAGAAGCUUUUGAAUAUGCGGUCUGGUGGUACCUAUAUCCCCCCUGCUCGACUGCGCGCAUUGCAGGCGCAGAUCACGGAUAAGACCAGCAAGGAGUACCAGCGCAUGGCGUGGGAGGCCCUGAAGAAGUCAAUCAACGGUCUUAUAAACAAAGUCAAUGUUUCCAAUAUCAAAUACAUUGUGCCAGAGCUUUUUGGUGAGAACCUGGUUCGUGGACGUGGUCUGUUCUGCAGAAGCAUCAUGAAGGCUCAGGCGGCUAGUUUGCCUUUUACUCCGAUCUACGCUGCAAUGGCAGCAAUCGUCAACACAAAGUUGCCACAAGUAGGUGAACUACUGCUGAGCCGGUUGAUUAUACAGUUCCGAAAGGCUUUUAAAAGGAACGACAAAGCGGUCUGCAUAUCCUCGACCACGUUCAUUGCACACCUGUGCAACCAGCAGGUUGUGCACGAGAUACUUGCUGCCCAGAUUCUUUUGCUCUUGCUUCAUAAACCGACAGAUGACAGUGUGGAAAUUGCUGUUGGACUCACGAGAGAGGUUGGGCAGCACCUGGAGGAGAUGAAUGGCCCUAUCGCCUUGGCGGUGUUUGAUCAGUUCAGGAGCAUCUUACAUGAGGCCGAUAUCGAUAAGAGGGUGCAGUACAUGGUCGAGGUCUUGUUUCAAGUACGAAAAGACAAAUACAAGGACAACCCAGCUAUUAAGGAAGAGCUUGAUUUGGUAGAGGAAGAGGAUCAGAUCACUCAUCGGAUUGGUCUGGAUGAUGAGCUUGAUCCUCAGGAUGGCCUUAAUAUCUUCAAAUAUGAUGCACAGUGGGAAGGGCAUGAAGAAGCCUACAAGAAAUUAAAGGCUGAGAUCUUAGGGGAGGGCUCCGACGAUGAGGACGAGGACGAGGAUGAGACAGACGAGAGCUCAGAUGAAGAAUCAGAUGAGGAGCAGAAGAUGGAUAUUAAGGACCAAAGCAACACAGACCUGAUUAACCUUCGCCGAACUAUAUAUUUGACGAUCAUGUCAAGUAUAGAUUUCGAAGAAUGUUGCCAUAAACUGAUGAAGAUAUCUCUCCCUCCCGGGCUGGAGCCGGAGCUUCCAUCCAUGAUUAUCGAGUGUUGCUCCCAGGAACGAACAUACUCCAAAUUCUACGGUUUGAUCGGUGAGAGAUUUGCGAAGAUUAAUCGCCUCUGGUGUGACCUCUUUGAAGCCUCCUUCGCCAAAUACUAUGAAACUAUUCAUCGCUACGAGACCAACCGUCUGCGGAAUAUCGCUCGCUUCUUUGGCCAUAUGCUUAGCACUGACGCUAUUGGUUGGCAUGUCUUGUCUGUCAUUCAUUUGAACGAAGAAGAGACUACGUCGAGCAGUCGAAUUUUCAUCAAAAUUCUCUUCCAAGAUCUAGGGGAGCAUCUUGGUGUACGGCAGUUGCAGGAACAACUUAAGGAUGAAAUCCUUCGUCCCAGUUUUGAAGGGAUAUUCCCGAUGGAAAAUCCUCGCCACACACGUUUCUCGAUUAAUUAUUUCACCAGCAUUGGGUUUGGUGCUCUCACGGAGGAGAUGCGAGAACAUCUUAAGAACCUUCCCCGACCGGCAGCUCCCGCGCUGCCUGCUCCCACUGCAGACUCGGACUCAGAGUCUGUUGCAUCCCAUUCGACCUGCUCUACUUGCACGGGCUCUCGAUCCCGAUCCCGUUCAUAUUCAUACUCUCGUUCCCCUUCGCGGAGCCGCAGCCGCGGUCGCUCUUACAGUCGCACCGCAUCCAUAUCAUCUCGUGGAAGGAGUUAUUCGCGAAGCUAUUCCUCCUCUCGAUCACGAUCCCCUGUUUCUCGAAGCCGUAAGCGUUCGAUUUCGUACAGUCGUUCGAGGUCACCCAUUGAUCGAAACCGAUCCAUUUCGCGUACACCGCCCAUACGAACUCGCGACCGAUCUUACGAUUCGAGGAGCCCUGUUCGCCGGGGUCCCUACAAGCGACGUCGUUCACCUUCUCGAUCCGUUACACCACCGCGCAGAGAGAAAAACGGAUAUAGUCGGAGAGAGCGAAGCUAUUCCAGGUCACUAUCCCGCUCGCUCUCUCCAUCCCCUAGGCGGGAACGUCAACGUACGUCACAAGGCAGACGCUAUUCGUCAGCUUCAGUGUCACCUGCCCCUCGUAAGAGGCCCGUGAGAAGUGUCUCGAAGUCAGUCUCACCCAGGCCUCGGGCUUCGGGUCGCCGUGGCAGAUACUCCCUGUCUUGCUCACCGAGUGUAUCACGGCAGGGCUCUGGGCGCAGGCGGUAUUCUGAUUCUAUUUCAAGAUCCCCUCCGCCACCUCGUCGACGCAGGUCGCCAUCGAGAACGCCACCUCGCGCACAGGGGAAUCGGGUCCGUGCGGCUGACUACAUCUAAGGAUUCCUUAAAGAAGAAUUCACGAGCUUUAUUGUCUAGUGAGGGUUCGAAUGGGGGGUAAUUUGGGGGUGAGCGUCUUAAGGAAACGUUUGCCUGGAUGGUUUGAUGGAUUGUCUUUUGUCUCCUUUCAUUUGAUCGCGUCUAUGGGCAUCUGCAGUGAUAUCAUGUAUUCAUUCCGGUCAUAGUAUAGCAUACAGAAAUCUGGACUGCAGCACAAGCGUAAGUGGUUAACUAUGACUGGACUCGUGUAAGGAAUAUCCCAGCUCAAUGAUCUAGAUGAAUAUCCAGACAAUAUAAAUCCGAUAUAAGAGUCCUCGGUCUUGACUUCAACAGGUAGGAAUACGAUCAAUUGCUUCCUACAUAAUAGAAUGUUACUCAGAUCCUGUAUCGAUGAAUCUGAAUCUACUGCAAAAGAACUGUUUAGAGCUAGCAAAGAGGCUAGUUAACGGGCGAUAUGACGAGGACGUGGAGAUUUGGGACCGACCGUUUUGACGGUUCAUCUGGAGAGGUAUUUUUGCUAACAGAUCUAUCGGUAUAUACUAAUGGACUGAAAAGACUUCCAUGACUGAGUACGGAGUAGUCUUCAGCGUACUCAGAUCAAUA